Molecule: messenger RNA, 3626 nt
Organism: Pangasianodon hypophthalmus (striped catfish)
Lineage: Eukaryota; Metazoa; Chordata; Actinopteri; Siluriformes; Pangasiidae
Gene: exd3
Product: exonuclease 3'-5' domain containing 3
Exons: 18
Coding region: 176-2647 (823 amino acids)
Biological process (GO): nucleobase-containing compound metabolic process
Molecular function (GO): 3'-5' exonuclease activity; nucleic acid binding
Source: RefSeq, a predicted model, not a curated record
GACUCUGAGUGUGUGUGUGUGUGUGUGUGUGUGUGUGUGUGUGUGUACAGGUGAGGACGUGGCCGUGCUCAGAGAGCAGCUGUGUGACCUGUGGAGCAGGAAGGAGCUGGAGGAGCUGAGAUUACGGACCGCGUCCGGGUUCUCCCGGUUCCGCUCGCCCCUGGCCGGGCUUCUGAUGCUGCUGGACGGCUGCCCGGGUGUCCAGAAGAGCAGAUCCACCACGCUGGGUCAGUUCCUCCUCACCGAGUUUGUGCGAUGGAGACGCGGCCAGGCUCGGGUCAGCGUGAAGGAGCUGAAGGACGAGGAGGAGAAGCGGAACCUGCAGCUCCAGGCUCUAGAGCUCAUCACGGCCUCGCAGCCAGGAUACAUGGACCUCCUGCUGGAGAUCUACGAGCUGAAGAACCUGGAGAAGAACCUGCUGCUGGAGCACGUGGCCUUCCUGCAGAACAGCUGCUGCUUCAGAGAGGCGGCGUUGCUUGGCAUGAAGUUAGGACUUCAGGAAGAACUCGACAUGGAGCAAAUGUGUGUUCCUCUGAUCCUGAUGGACAAGCUGCCCCUGGCCGAGGCGUAUGUUCAGGAUCACGCUGACCUGCAGGAGCGUCUGAUCCGGCUGCUGGACUCGUGGUGCAGUCCAGACUUCAACCUGGAGGAGGUGCGCAGGCAGUUUCCUUCUUUGUCCCUUUCCAAGCACCAAACAGACCAAAUCCAGCCCAAGCUGCUCAUUAGACACGUCUUCCGGCUCAUGGAGAAAUUCAGCAUUGAUCCUGGUUUGUGUGUGAACGCUGUCUACAAGAGGAAACUCGACUCCCUGAGGUUUCUCAUGUACAAGAGGUUUGGAGAGAAGAACAUGACGGAGGAGAACUGGAGGGAUCACGUGCAGGUCACAGUGGAGGGCAGUGUGGACCUCCAGGUCGUGUUAGUGGAGCUCUUAGUGAAACACAGUGGACUGAAAGCUGCGGCUCAAUGGGCCAAACACUACAGUGUCCCGAGAGACAGACUUCCCAUCGGGGUGUGGGACACCAUGGAGACCCUCUCCUCCAGUCAGCUGGAGAUAAAUGAAGUGUGUUCUCCUCUGGACCUGUGGGUCACUCCUCCGUCUCACCAGCUCCAGUUCUACCAGCUUCCUCUGGACCAGCAGCGCGUCCACACGGUGGAGAACUCGGAGCAGCUGCAGCUCUGCAGAGACUCGGUUCUACAGGCGGGGCGUGUGGUGGGCGUGGACAUGGAGUGGAGAGCCGGAUUCGGAACGGUGAGCACGCAGCGCAUCUCGCUGAUCCAGCUGGCCGUGAAGGAGCGAGUGUUCCUGUUGGAUCUGUGUGCUCCGGGUCUCAGCCAUCACAGCCUGACCGUCAACUUCAUCCGAGCGCUGCUCACCGACACCAGCGUCCUCAAACUGGGUUAUGGGAUGUCUGGAGAUUUGAGGAGUCUGGUGGCCACAUGGCCUGAGUUAAAGGAGGAACCUCUGGAGUUUAAGGGAGUGUUGGACCUGCUCCAUGUCCAUCAGCAGCUGCAGCGGUGCUGGCGAGGGAGAACCGGGCCGAGGCCCGUGGAGGUGAACGAGGGUCCAGCGGAGAAAGGGUUGAGUCUGCUGGUGCAGCAGGUGCUCGGAAAACCGCUGGAUAAAACGGAACAGCUGUCCAACUGGGAACGCCGUCCACUUCGCACCGGACAGGUCCGCUAUGCAGCGAUAGACGCGUACUGUCUGGUGGAUGUGUAUCUGACUCUCUCUGCGGAUCCGAAGGCGUUCGGUCUUCCUGAUGAUCUGCUCUCUAUCAAGCCGAGUCCAUCGACCAAAAGUGACUCCGACAAAAAAGCUAAAGAGAAGAGGAAGCAGACGGGCCGGAGGGGUCGGCAGAGUGGCAUCGGGCGGACGGGCGAUCAGGACGAGUGUGUGAGGGGGAACGGCGAGCGACACGGAGCCUCCAUAACGCCGCAGGAGCUGCGCGUGGUGUGUGACAACAUGCUGCAGGGCCUGGGCCGGUACCUGCGCUGCGUCGGCGUCGACGUGCUGAUGCUGGAGAACACGGACGACCACAAAGUAGCAGCGCAGAUCGCUCGAAACGAAGGUCGUAUCAUCCUCACUUCCGGUCAGCCAUUUCAAACUCUCCGGUCGCAGGUCGCAGAAGGCCGCUGUCUCACUCUGGACUGUUCGGAGAAGGCUCGGGACCAGGCAGUCCGCGUCCUUAAACAUUUCAACGUCCACCUCACGCCAUCGGACAUAUUCAGUCGGUGCCAGGCGUGCAAUAAUGACGAGUACCUGAAGCUGCCGAGAGAAGACAUGACUCAGAUGAUGAACAAACGAGGCCUGAUUCAGGACACGGUGCACAAACAGGACGACUGGGAGGCUCAGUGCGACGCUCAGGUGGACUGUAACAGGUCGAGGGCCCCGGGCGGGCCGGCGUUCACUCCUCACUGCCGCUGGGCCCCUCGCUCGGCCCUCGACGCUCACUCCUUCAGGUUCAGCGGCGGCGCCGAGGUGCAGCUGGAGACGGUUCCUCCCGGUCUGCUCCCUCGCAUCCCCGAGUACUUCAUCUGCACGCGCUGUGGGAAGGUGUUCUGGGAGGGAAGCCACUUCGACCGGGCGCUCGCUCAAUUCCAGGACGUUCUCAACAUUUCGGAUGACGACACGACGGCCAGGAAGCACUGAGCGUUCCGAAGUUUGAGGGCUGUAAAAAAAAAAAAAAAAAAUCCAAUGGUCCAAUCUGGGAAAUGUUAAAUCGUGAAAUACCAGGAGGUUGUGAGUUUGAGUCCCAGGACGGCCAAAGAAUCAGUAUUGGGCCUUUAAACACUAUAAAGCGAAAAAUAUACAGAGGUGCCAAUAUUUACAGUUUCUACGGCGAUAGAGGAGAGACCUGAAAACAAAGCUGUUUUUCUUUUUCAGCUAAAUCAGCAUUUAACGCACAUUAAAUCCAUCCGAUGGAAACGCUGAUUCACUGAAGGGGAAAGGACGCCGGAUGUCGGAAGUAAAACGCAAUCGUGGCUACAUGUUUUUCGCUUUGCGCUAACUCUCUCUAGAUGAACUUUGACGAGCUUCGAGUGGGCGGGAUUGUGAUGUGUUCGGUCAUUUUUUAAAAAAUGGCGUAGCUGCUAAAUAUUAAUUAGCACUCACUCAAGACGUUGGCGAAGUUUUCGUCCUUUUUCACAGCACACGUCUGGAAAAGAAAAUUAGCUCAACAACAGCAACAUGCGUGUUUUAUAGUAAAAUUCUGAGGGGGUUUUCUUUCUGUUCCUUCUUAGAAUUAUUUGUUAGCACUGUUGGCAGCUCUGUAUUUACAAGUUCAGUGGGAAAUUCCAGAAGUGCGUGCUACGACUGACGAUGUGAGACGAAGUGCCGGCGUUCGUUAUUACACUUCCUUCAUGUACAUGAGGUGUAACUGUGUUCACUUUGUUUUCACAGGCUGGGUUUUUGUUUUUAGAUCUCACCAGCUCACGUGUAUAACAGUCUCCGGGUGUGGCUCGGUCAUGCAGCGUGCACCAGAUCAUUACUGACGCCUCCUUAUUUUAUGAAAAUGUUUUACAAGUUUUUUAAUUUCUCAUGUUUGUUUGUUUAUUUGUUUCAUACACCCUGUUGAGGGAAAAAAAAACAAUCGUAUACGAUUAAAACACAGCUUUAUGUGUAAGUUGAA